AUGCUCACCAACAUCCUCCUCCUGACCACCGCCGCCCUCCUCCCCCUCACCAGCGCCGUCCCCGUCGCCGGCAACGGCCCCUCCAAAACCCUCCCAGUCCGCGACACGGCCACCUACACGGCCCCACGCAUCACCCAUAGCGUAGUCGCCGGCCGUUCCGGCCUACACUUCGACCCCGAAAACAUCUUCGCCUCGAUCGGGGACAUCGUCGAGUUCCACUUCCUCCCCGCCAACCACUCCGUCGUGCAAGCAUCCUUCGACGCGCCCUGCGUCCCGCAAGCCCCCUCCGACGCCAACCCGACUCCGUUCUCCUCGGGGUUCUUCCCCGUGAGCCCCAAGCUGGAUGGCUCGGUGCAGCAGAACCCGGAGGUGUUCCAGAUUGAGAUUAAGGAUGAUAAGCCGGUGUGGUUUUACUGUGCGCAGACUAAGGGACGGCAUUGCCAGAGUGGGAUGGUUGGGUCGGUGAAUCAGAAGGUGGAUAGUGGCAAGACGCUGGAGGCGUUCCGGAGUAAGGCUGCUGCUGUGCAGGGGGAUUCGCAGAUUUUGGGCGCUGUGCAGGGCGGCUGGAGGGGCCCCAACCCGAACCCUCUGAGUGGGUUUUAA
Molecule: messenger RNA, 603 nt
Organism: Dichotomopilus funicola
Lineage: Eukaryota; Fungi; Ascomycota; Sordariomycetes; Sordariales; Chaetomiaceae
Exons: 1
Coding region: 1-603 (200 amino acids)
Source: RefSeq, a predicted model, not a curated record